This is a messenger RNA of Penicillium arizonense, 2682 nucleotides long. RefSeq names its product PA and RING finger domain protein. The transcript has 2 exons. Bases 1 to 2682 code for a protein of 893 amino acids. Lineage: Eukaryota; Fungi; Ascomycota; Eurotiomycetes; Eurotiales; Aspergillaceae. The record is from RefSeq and is a predicted model, not a curated record.
AUGCGACCGCCACGCUUGAUUAUCGUGCUCUUCUGCCUAAUCUUCUUCCCGAUCCUCCUCACCAUCUUUUCCGCGCUCACUUCGCCUCGUGUGGCGACCCCCAAUACGCUCGCUGGUCGGACGACUCGGUUACAUUCUCUGUUUUCUUUCAAUAUACCAUCCUCGCUUUUCCCUCCGUCGGCCAUCAUCAGUCUCACCGAUGACAACUCGACCUUCUUCCUUGCUCGGCCAGCGGCAUUUGGUCCGCUCCUGCCGGUAAAGGGCUUGAGUGGUCAGUUGUGGGUAGGAAGUGGCUUUGGAGAGGGCGGACUUGCCGGUGGCGUGGAAGGAGAACUGGGCUGCUCCGAUAUUCCCGGUUGGGGCGAGGGCGCCAACCAAAAGAAACAGGACAAAGCCUCCAAGGGCACGGAUCAGAGUUCCGGCAAGCCCGGAGGUAGCACAGCGAAUGAUCAGUUGCCAAAUCGCCCGCAGCGGUCGGUGUCGCAGGCCGACACCACACCGCAGAACGAUAGAGAUGAUACCACUACCCCGCCGUCGAAUGAUGGCACCGACGACCACCUGCAUCAUCCACUACCCGAAUCCGGGGCUUCAAACCCCGGUAUGAGUCAGAAGUAUGGAGAUUAUGUUCAAAACAAGCCACCCGCGCAUGCCGAUAUCCAAUCGCUACAGGAGACUGCCGAGAUCCAGGGCAAAGUGGUCUUGUUGAGUCGAGGCGGCUGUGGAUUCCUGGAAAAGGUCAAAUGGGCGCAACGGCGAGGAGGAGUCGCUUUGAUCGUUGGCGAUGAUACUCGAGGUGGCAACCUGGUCACCAUGUAUGCGCGGGGCGAUACCUCAAAUGUCACGAUUCCAGCAUUGUUCACCUCCUACACCACCGCCCAUCUUCUAUCUUCAUUGAUUCCUGGACAUGCGGGAGGUACUGCUAGCCUGGGAGAUGUGUUGAAAUCAUCUCAAGCGAAUCAAGCAGGUCAGCUGGAUGCCGACAAAGAGCAAGUGGCCACUUCAACGACGGCUUCGGUUACACCAACCCCUAGCGCCAGUGUCCAUUCGACUGCCAAAGAGAGGCCUGCAGCACCAUCUCAUUCCAAAGGUGGUUUCUUCCGUGCACUUGGCUCGCUCCUGGGAUUGUGCGAUAAGAACGCCGGCUCAGGCCAUUUGGAGGACAGCCGACGUCCGCCCAGCAGUGGCAACAUUGACUGGAUUAACCUAGGCUCGUGGGACGAGAAAGAAACCCCACUAACCCCACAAAGCGCAUGGAAGAGGUCAACGGAUCUUAAUCGCCGCACUCGUGCCAAAUUGGACAACAAAUUGGAGAGUUCUAACAAGGCCGAUAUGUCACCUGAAAGCUUUGGCGAUGAUGACUUUGUCAUUGGAGUUCAAGAUUGGAGAGAUCCCGAUCUGAUGCCUCUUAAGAGCGGCACGCCUUCGACAGCGAGCACCUCUACGACAGGCAAGGACACAUCCAAGACUGCGAAUGCAGAAAAAGACGCUGCUUCGUCAUCCAACAUUCUUCAGGGUGGUAGCAUCACUCCCGGCAGCGGAGAAUAUCAAAGCAUCGACAAAUCCAGUAUUUCUCAUGACUCGGGCGUGAAGGCUUCUGGGAAACAAUCUGUUGGAGCCAAUGCAGAAAUUGGAUCUUCUGGUUCAUCGACCAAGGGCUGGUUCUCCAAUCACUUCAGCUGGGGAGAUGAGUCCAAAAAAGAGACAUUGCCCUCGUCAUCGCCUUCGCUUCAGAAAGGCACAGUAGCCAACCAGAAAGUUCAACCCGGCCCUCAAUCGUCAAGUCGCCCUAGCGCAGAGUUUUCUGAGCAUGAAGGUCUCUGGGUCACAUUGACUCCCACGAGCAUGUCCACCAGCCCCUUCUUCGAUACGCUAUUGGUACUUGUCGUUAGUCCGCUGCUUACACUAACCGUGGUGUACGCGCUAUUGCUUCUUCGGUCUCGGAUCCGACGCCGUCGAUGGCGUGCGCCAAAGUCGGUCAUUGAACGACUUCCUGUCCGGACUUAUCACACAAUCACCACAACUUCUUCGUCAUCAUCCAGUUCACCGCGUCCCUCUAGCCCUGGUGCUCUCUCGCCAACCUCUCCACUUCUUGGCAACGAAAUCCAGCCGAGCGCAUCUCGACCAAACAGAUCCCGUUCGCAAACAGUGUCGGGAACUAUGCUAGACUCGUCGGUGCUACCCAGGGAAGAGAAGUGCAGCCUACAAACCGGCUCCACGUUGUGGCGACGCAAGUACACCGGAAGGCAGGUUGAGUGUGUUGUCUGUCUUGAGGAAUAUAUCGAUGGCCAGAGCCGGGUCAUGAGCUUGCCGUGUGGCCAUGAAUUCCAUGUGGAGUGCAUCACGCCCUGGUUGACUACCCGUCGACGAACUUGCCCGAUCUGUAAAGGCGACGUUGUGCGUUCAAUGGCUCACUGUCAGACUCCUGACUCUCAGAGCUCCCAUGAACAAUCCAAUGAUUUCCAUUCCUCCGAGUCCAUUCCCCGGGCUGGCGCGUCCUCCGCUCCGGUAUUAAUCGAAGGCGUCACAGAUGAUGCUUCUGAUACCGAGCAAACUGCAGGUCUACUUGGUGAUCAUGCAAGCUCUGCGCCACAGUCAAGUUGGAGAAACCUAGCAACCCUUAGUUUCUCGGCCCUGAGUGGUGAUACGAUUUGGCACCAGGCUCGUGCGGACCGUAACCGCUAA